Molecule: messenger RNA, 828 nt
Organism: Pimephales promelas (fathead minnow)
Lineage: Eukaryota; Metazoa; Chordata; Actinopteri; Cypriniformes; Leuciscidae
Source: RefSeq, a predicted model, not a curated record
CAUAUCGCUGCCUUUUCUAUGAUAGGAAUGCGCCAGGGCAACGAUGUUGGAACGACCUAUCGAUCAGCGAUCUACGCAUACACACAGGAACAACUCUCCGAGGCAGAGCGCUCCAAGGAUGAAUAUCAGAAGGUGCUGACUGAAGAGGGUUUCGGAGCCAUCACCACAGAAAUAACAAUGGCCAAGGAGUUCUACUAUGCAGAAGACUAUCACCAGCAGUACCUCAGCAAGAACCCCAAUGGCUACUGUGGGCUGGGCGGCACAGGGGUCUCCUGUCCAAUAGGGCUGAAGAGUAAACAUUAACACCCUUCUCCUGUCCUGUGACUGGACAAAUGUAUAUUAACAUGCCUUAACUAAAGCAAUCAGUGCUGCAAUACCCAGGCCUAUAUGUCGUUGUUGGAUAUAAAUAAAUAAAAAAAAGAGAGAUUAUAACGCAACUGACUUAUAAUGGUUUUUGUAUGUGAGUGUGUCUGUGAUCAUUGCAUUUGAUUACAAAACCAAGUGACAUUUUCUAUCUAAUGCAAUGACAAGUAUACAUUUAAAGUUUCAAUAUAGAAGAGGAAGACACUUCUUGUUUACGACAGGCAGGAUUAUGUGUUCACGAUCCAUCUGUCUAUUCCAUUCGCAUACAUAUCUAUUCAUCCCACCAUCUGUCCGCUACCUACUGUAUGCGUUUGGUUCUAUCCCAGCUGCAAGAACAAGCGCAGUCGUCCCUCUCUAAAAGUGUCACCACAUAUUUCAUCUCCUCAAUUAAGGCUUGACUGCAAUCCCACACAAACAAACACAGCCUCUUGCAUUCAUACAGUGGAAUCUGUGUAUGUUUUACAG